AUGGACCAGAAGCAGAGAACAAACCAAUCCAUCACCCUCAAAGGGUCAGCUGCUAUCGUCACUGAAUUCUUCGACUUUAGCAUCAAUAGCAUCCUCUAUCAGAGAGGAGUGUAUUCUAUGGAAGACUUUAAGAUCGUCAAAAAGUACGGUCUCCAUUUGUUCAUGCUGAGCCACGAAGAUCUUCGAAAAUACAUCUCGCUUCAGCUUGAACAAGUCCAUGAAUGGAUCCUCACAUCUUCCGUCGAAUGCCUAGUCCUCGCCAUCAAAUCAGUCGACACAGAAGAGCCUGUCGAGCGCUGGCAAUUCGACCUCCGCACCGACGAGUCGGUCCUUCAAUCCCCGCCCGGCGCUCCGACAUUGACUGCCAAGGAAGUGGCGAAGGAGGAGAAGACGGAGAAAGAGGCGCAAGGAGAGAUUCGGGAGAUCAUGAAGCAGUUCACGUCGAGUGUCAAGUUCUUGCCCAUGCUUGAUGAAGACGAGUAUUCGUUCAGGCUCAUAAUCCACACCCAUGAGGGUUCUGAGCUUCUCAUCGUCCCAGCCGCUUGGGAAGACGCUGAUCCUCACCUCAUCGACAGAGGCAAGGUCGAGCAAGUCAGUUUGCCGAGUUUCAGUACCAAUCAGACUUGA
Messenger RNA from Cryptococcus wingfieldii CBS 7118, 627 nucleotides. RefSeq names its product mitotic spindle assembly checkpoint protein MAD2. Bases 1 to 627 code for a protein of 208 amino acids. The transcript has 5 exons. The record is from RefSeq and is a predicted model, not a curated record. NCBI's taxonomy places the organism in Eukaryota, Fungi, Basidiomycota, Tremellomycetes, Tremellales, Cryptococcaceae. Gene Ontology annotation, biological process: mitotic spindle assembly checkpoint signaling. Gene Ontology annotation, cellular component: cytoplasm; nucleoplasm; kinetochore.